Messenger RNA from Microthlaspi erraticum, 354 nucleotides. Lineage: Eukaryota; Viridiplantae; Streptophyta; Magnoliopsida; Brassicales; Brassicaceae. The record is from the annotation of a GenBank genome assembly.
AUGGGAUGGAGCUUCCACGAUGGAAAUCAGAUCCCAAUUACACAGAGAUCAACAGCAAGGAAGCACAUAGCAUCACCGCUAAUAGCUGAAGGACUAGCGAUCCGUUACACCCUAGAACAUGCCCUUGAUCUGAGUUUCUCCUCCUUGCAUGUGGCCUCAGAUUCACAGAAAAUCGUUAGAGCAAUCAACUCAGGAAGCCCGCUAUCGGAGAACUAUGGGAUCCUUCAAGAUAUCGCUCAUCUCUCUUCUCUGUUUGUCGAUGUAAUUGUCGUUUCAAUUCCCAGAGAAGCCAAUUUGCUGGCUGAUUCUCUCGCUAAACAAUCUCUCCGUGCUCUUGAGCAGUUGGGGAGUUAA